Molecule: messenger RNA, 2634 nt
Organism: Pomacea canaliculata
Lineage: Eukaryota; Metazoa; Mollusca; Gastropoda; Architaenioglossa; Ampullariidae
Product: neuroglian-like
Exons: 11
Coding region: 420-1808 (462 amino acids)
Molecular function (GO): protein binding
Source: RefSeq, a predicted model, not a curated record
GCUUGCUUUCUGGUCCGAGCCUCUCACCAAGAAAGGAAGCUGUGGACUAUUGUGCAGGAGUGAUUUACCACUGAACCAUGCCAUGCAAGAUAGAGGGAGUGAUAUGUUGCUGCUUUCUACUGCCUGCAGCGGCGAUUGGAAGCACAGGAACACAAUGCACUGCAGCAAACAAAAGGAACUUGAUUUGCAAAUUUCCAUUCAACGUGAACUUAACGCAAAGCGAUUUUGCAGUUUACUUUUAUCCUGACGAUGGCGGCGAAGAGCCACUGGUGGACUGCGCAUGGGACAAGUCAGAGCUUAGAUGCAUCCAACAAGAAGAUUUCGAGUGCAAACACCCGGUGUCUGAAAUAGCUGAAAUCACCAUUCCAGAAACCUUUGGGGACAAAAAUGGAAGUUAAAGAUGUGUACCUGAAGGCCAUAUGCAUCAUACUGUCAAAUCCUGUCGACCUCCUGACGAGAGAGUGUUGCUGUGUCUAGAAGCCCGAGCGACAGACCUGGAGGUGGAGGAAGGUUCCAGAGUCCGACUUCUGUGCAAGACGUCAUCAGACCUGCUCGACAGAAGCCACCUGCAGGUGCGCUGGUACCAAAACGGACGGGAACUGAACAUGAACGUCACGCAGAGCAACAAAAUCAUCAAAAACAUCAACAACAAGAAAUACUCGCAAAAGGCGGACAAAACCCGCUUCACUCUCGUCAUCCGUAACGCCCAGUUGGAAGACGCUGGCCUCUACACUUGCGAGGGUUAUUAUGCCAACGGCUCUGUACUGUGGACAACCACUUCCCUUGCUGUCAAAGGUAGGCCAGGGCCUCCGACGUCUGUGGAAGUGCGAAGUUGCCAUGGAAACCGAGCAGAACUGGCGUGGCGGGCAGCCCCUCCUAACGGGGCCAAGAUCAGGGAGUACUCGCUGGAGUUCAACACCAGUGAGGAGCCGGACGUGUGGUACCCGUACUACGAGCGCAUACCCGGCGACCGUCACGAGUUCUUCGUGGACCUGCCCCCCUACGGCAUCUACACCUUCCGCCUGCUGGCCCGCAAUGACAUCGGCGACAGCCAGCCCAGUGACGUCACGCGGCGCAGCUGCACCACGCCGCCCGACAAGCCGGACCGCAGCCCCAAACAGGUGGUGACGCGCACACACAAGAAGGGCUACCUUGUCAUCGAGUGGACGCUGCAGUACUGGAAGUCCAGCGAGGGCCGGCGCAAGAUGCAGGAGGUUGAUAUCACAGUCACCCCCGACACCGUGGAGCGCCACCCAGUGGUGAGGGCCACUCUGGCCGGCCUACCCGCCAACAUAGCCCUGCGAGGCCAGGUUGCGGUGAGGAACACGCACUACACCGGGCCGCCCAGCAAGACCAUCGACUUCUUCACACCGGAAGGAACGCCCAGCGCCGUGCUGAGCCUGCCGACGGUGGAGGUGGAGGAGGACUACGUCCUGCUGUCGCGGGAGCCGCCGGUGGAACCCAACGGCUGCCUGACAGACUUUGAGAUCGGGUAUCAACCAGUGGAGGGCGCCCAGCUCGGCCCAGUAAGGAACCUGAAGCCCAAAAUAGAUGACCCUGAGACCUUGCAAGCCAAGAUCACUGGUUUGGAACCGGCCAAUAAUUACCGCCUUGUGGUGUCGGCACGAACCAGUUCCGGGCGGGGCAAGGGUUCACCUGUACCUGUAUAUAUGGUGGUGCUACCUGUCGUCGCUGGUUUGACUUUGAUUGCAGUAGCUGUUACUGUUCUACUAAAACUAAAACGAACGAAAAAGCAAGAAGAGAAUAUGAACAUGAAAUGGAAGCAGGUCAUCACCUCUGAUGUUUAAAAUGUUUUGCUCGUGUGGAUAAGUGUGAAGAUGAACUAGCUUGAUAUUAAUUCAGCAGACAUAUCUACAAUCACUUAGCCUAAGUCUAACACAAAAGGAAGAGAUUUUUAUAUAUUUGAUUUAACUGUCAGGAAAAUUUUUAAGUAAAAUGAAAUAUGGGAACAUGAUUUGGUGGAUAUAAACUCACAUUAUUUUUUUUUUCACUGCAAUCAAACACAGUUUGCUUUUUGUUUAUUGUUUAGGCCUCCUGACUGUUGUACACAGACUUUUCAAUGUUUUGUGUUUCCCAUAAUAUGCUGUUAUCACAGAUUCAUAAUGACUGUGUAGAUGUGCACUACAUCUCUGAACUGGCCUCCACUUACAAUUUGUGACUUUUGUUGACUGUUGAUUUCGCUUUCUUAUCAACAUAUUUCUGUCGUUGGGGGGCUGGUACUGCACGAGCAAGGUAAGUGCAUUAAACAAUAACUUUUGGUCUUAUUUUUCUUCUUCUUUUCAGGCUCUUUCUCUUUCAUCACUUCCUCCUCGUCCUUUUCCUUCUUACCAUCACCACAAAUGUUUUACCUUCAGACAGGCUCGCUGUUUUGUAUGGAAUCAGCUGGAACAUAUUUCCAGUGACCUGGACACAUUCCAGGCUCACAAGAGAAGGAGUAAUUACAAGGAAGAUCAAUUUAUUCUCUCAAGCUUAGUUUACCUUUUGAUUUACUGACACUCAACUUGAUGCUGAGGGAAUCAAAGAUUCCUGUUUCUAACACACACACAUUUCUACCACAACAAUGGAUUGAGAUUUAUUUUUGAAAGAAUAAAAACCGGAUAUUACCAAUGUCAA